AUGACGCGUUCCCCGCAGCCAUCGUCGAUGGACGAUAUCGCCAAGACAGCCUCGUUCAAGGCUGUGGACGACGACCCCAGCAAUUUACAGGGAUACGCGUCCGCUCCCGGGAUAGUUGAUGAAGUCACUCGUGUAGUGGACCACAAAGCUGAGCGGCGCCUCUGCCGACGAUUCGACUUUCGUUUACUGCCGAUUUUAGCAGUUAUGUACCUGUUCAAUGCGCUUGACAAGGGAAAUCUGGGAAAUGCAGAGACCGCUGGGAUGGCCGAGGACCUUCACUUCAAGCCUAACCAGUACAAUCUUCUGUUGUCAAUCUUCUUUAUACCAUUCGUGAUCUUCGCGCCGCCAUUUUCAAUGCUUGGAAAGAAGUUUAGUCCCGCGCGUGUGCUACCAAUCCUGAUGUUUUCCUUUGGUUGUUUCACCAUGCUCUCAUCUGCUGCGCACAACUUUGGCGGCCUCUUCGCUUUACGGUGGUUCUUGGGCAUGUCCGAAGCAGCAUUCUUCCCAUUGGUGAUCUACUACUUGACCACCUUCUACCGACGUGGUGAACUAGCGCGUCGCCUGGCUAUUUUCUACGCUGCCUCUAACAUCGCGAACGCCUUCUCCGGAUUGAUCGCAUUUGGCGUGUUCCAAAUCAAGGGAUCGAGUAUUCCAAACUGGCGUUAUCUGUUCAUUAUAGAAGGCGCCGUCACCGUGGUCUUCGCAACUUUUGCCUUCUUUUAUUUACCCAAAAGUGCCGCCGAGGCAAAAUUCCUUUCCGAAGAGGAGAAAGCGUUGGCAUUCCAUCGCAUCCAAGUCGAUUCGAGUGCGGUGGUUAACGAGAAAUUCAGUCUACGCGAAGCUAUUGUCAUUUUCAAGCACCCCACCACAUAUGUUUUUCUGUGUAUUGAAAUUUGUCUCGGUGUUCCGUUGCAAGGUGUUGCUCUGUUCAUGCCGCAAAUUGUCGCACGUCUGGGCUAUCCGACUGUGAAAACAAACCUCUACACAGUGGCACCAAACGUGACAGGUGCAGUUAUGCUUCUCGUCCUAGCUUUUCUCUCUGAUUGGACACGGUUGCGAUCCCCAUUUAUCGUCCUCGGCUUCCUACUCACCUUUUCCGGAUUUAUGAUAUACGCGUCGAUCGACGACGUCCAUAGCGAGCUGCAGGUGGCUUACUUCGCCACCUUCAUGAUGACUUGGGGUACAUCAGCACCGUCAGUAAUGCUGAGUACAUGGUAUAACAACAACAUCGCACACGAGGGUCGCCGUGUGUUGCUCACCAGUAUCGGUGUCCCAUUAGCCAACCUCAUGGGACUGGUAGGCAGCAAUGUCUUCCGUGAGCAAGAUGCGCCCAAGUACAUGCCCGCAUUAAUUACGGUGGCAGCCUUCGGCGCGACGGGUGCCUGUCUAGCAGGUCUGCUGGCAUUGUACAUGUGGCUGGAUAAUAAGCGGCGCGAUCGGCGCGAUGGAGUGACGAUUCGAGCCCGGGAUAUUCCUACCGAGCGAAUGCGAGACGGUCCUGCCUCGCCCGAGUUCCGUUGGUUUCUAUAA
Molecule: messenger RNA, 1530 nt
Organism: Penicillium pulvis
Lineage: Eukaryota; Fungi; Ascomycota; Eurotiomycetes; Eurotiales; Aspergillaceae
Product: putative MFS transporter
Exons: 3
Coding region: 1-1530 (509 amino acids)
Biological process (GO): transmembrane transport
Cellular component (GO): membrane
Molecular function (GO): transmembrane transporter activity
Source: RefSeq, a predicted model, not a curated record